Molecule: messenger RNA, 850 nt
Organism: Patiria miniata (bat star)
Lineage: Eukaryota; Metazoa; Echinodermata; Asteroidea; Valvatida; Asterinidae
Exons: 2
Coding region: 281-598 (105 amino acids)
Source: RefSeq, a predicted model, not a curated record
UUUUUGCUUUCUUAAUUCUAGAACUUAAUUAAAUUUAAUACAUUUUUCUAUGAAAAGUAUUUUUUUCCCCCUUCCAUCAUUUGUUUCAUGAUGAUUACAAGUCUAGAUUUUCUCCUUUUUUUAUGAAGGUGGAGGAGAAAAACCGGAUCUGAAUCCAACAUUCGAAGUCGUGCUAGAUGCACUUGCACCAGUUGCCAAGGAUGGCAUCCUGUCGGCGGAUGAUGGUGAGUCUGACCCAGCAGCUGCAAUACCAGUUGAGGACAGCACAGCUGAGGAAUUGAUGCUAGACAUAGUGGCAAAUACCAUCAGUCUAGGUGAAGUCGCACCUGCUGAGUCCAACCCGGCCUCUCCAUCAGAGGAAGCACAUCAUCCACAUCCAGGAAUUGUUCAGGAAUCAGAGGAAGUGACAACAAAAACUACAAAGGUGGACUCCAUCUUGGAGAUAGAGAAACAGAAACUGGCGCUGGAACAUGAGAGACUUCAGGUUGCUAAGGAGCAGCUGGAAGUUAGUAGGCAGAUUUCAGGUUCACUGGGUGAAAUCAGCCACAACUUCCAACUGUUCCUUUCCAACCUGUUGCUGAGGGAUCAAACUAAUUAAAGGGCUCAUGAAAAUUACAAUGCAUUUUUGUCAGGUACAUAUUUUGUGCAACUUUCUGCUACAUUCACAUCUAUCAUUGCCGGUCAAGCAGCGUCGCGAUCCACAUUCUCAGUUCACUGCACAGUAGCCCCGUCAUCGUCAUGAAGAUAUAAUAUCACCGGCAAGAGAAAAACUAUUUGACUUCCCUUUUUGGUUAUUUUGUUGAAAACUGCACUUCUUUAAACAUUUAAAAUGUUCCAAGCUUUUCCGGCC